Messenger RNA from Phycomyces blakesleeanus NRRL 1555(-), 870 nucleotides. RefSeq lists its product as hypothetical. Gene Ontology annotation, biological process: RNA export from nucleus; protein import into nucleus; post-transcriptional tethering of RNA polymerase II gene DNA at nuclear periphery. Gene Ontology annotation, molecular function: structural constituent of nuclear pore. The coding region runs from base 253 to 639 and encodes 128 amino acids. The record is from RefSeq and is a predicted model, not a curated record. Gene Ontology annotation, cellular component: nuclear pore; nuclear pore cytoplasmic filaments. The transcript has a single exon. NCBI's taxonomy places the organism in Eukaryota, Fungi, Mucoromycota, Mucoromycetes, Mucorales, Phycomycetaceae.
AUCAACCAAGUUCCCGAAAAGCCCAAGGCUUUGUUCAACUCUAACCUUGAGUACAUUGCCGAAAACGAGAUUCACGAAGCUAAAGAAGCGCAAACUAAAGCUAAAUCUGUUGCUACUGCUUCCGCCACUGCUGCUUCUGCUACUAUUCCCACCACUGAAUCUACUGAUACGGAAUCAGGCUCGGCUUCUUUAUCUGCAGCCGCCAUUAAAGAUGGAUACUAUUGCUCUCCUAACUUGGAAGCACUACAGAUUAUGAGUGAUGAUGAUAUCAAGCACGUUGAAAACUUUGUAGUCGGACGUAGUGGCUACGGAGAGGUCAAGUUUGAGAUUCCUGUUGAUUUGUCAAAGACUGAUCUCCAUAGCAUCAUGGGAAAGAUCGUGAUCAUCACCAAGAAUAAGAUUGUUCUUUACUCAAACAUGCAAUCCCCUCCUGUUGGAAAGGAACUCAAUGUACCAGCCACAUGCAAGUUCCUCGAAGUCUACCCCGUUGACAAGGACACUGGAAAGCCUAUUAAGGACCCCAACCACCCCAAAGCCAAGUCUUUUACCACCAAAUUGCAGACGCAGCCUCGCACCACAUUUGUUAGCUAUGAUAUCAACACUGGUGUCUGGAUUUUCAAGGUUGAGGACUUUGAAUAAAAAAAGUAUAUUCUUAUUACAUUAUUAAAUUAUAUACAUAAAUACACAUAAGCAAAAAGGAAAAAGAGAAGAAUAUAUAUAAAAAAAAAUAAGGAAGAUAUUUGUAACAAAGGCGCACCAAGUGGAGAAUAGUCAAUAUAAGAACCAUUGUGAUACAGUAAUAAUAAUAUGGUAUAAAUACAUAUUGUGGUUUGUUUUUUUUUCAAAAUAAAAUAAAAAGCAUAAAAAUCU